ACCCAUUUACACAUAAUUUCACAACACAAGUGAAUCAUCAAUGGCAAGUACAAGGAGAUUGGGUGUAGCUAUGGAUUUCUCUCCAUGCAGCAUCAAGGCAUUACAAUGGAUGGUGGAUAACACUACUAAAGAAGGUGACACCAUCAUUCUUAUUGUCAUUAAUCCAGAAGAGUACGAACAUGGUGAAAUGCAGCUCUGGGCAGAUACAGGUUCACCUAUCACACCUUUGGCCGAGUUCUGUGACUCUGCGUUAUCAAAGAAAUAUGGAAUAAAUCCUAACAAAGAAGUGAUGAAUAUUUCCACAACCGCCAUGGAACAGAAAAAGGUUGAUGUACUGGUAAAGAUCUAUUGGGGAGAUGCUCGUGAGAAAUUAUGUGAAUCAAUUGAUCACAUUCCUCUUGAUAGUCUUACCAUGGGCAACAGAGGCCUUGGAACACUCAGAAGGGCCAUAAUGGGCAGUGUCAGCAACUAUGUAGUGAAUAAUGCUACAUGUCCAGUUACUGUGGUGAAAAGUUCGGAGCAAAACCAUUAAUUAUUUUCUCUAAUUAUUUUGAUGUAUGAAUGAAUGAGUUUGAGAUUGUAUCAAGAAGACGUCAACCAUAACCAACUUCAAAUUUUAUUUUA
This is a messenger RNA of Lathyrus oleraceus (garden pea), 624 nucleotides long. Its product is annotated as universal stress protein PHOS32. The transcript has 4 exons. The record is from RefSeq and is a predicted model, not a curated record. Bases 41 to 532 code for a protein of 163 amino acids. NCBI's taxonomy places the organism in Eukaryota, Viridiplantae, Streptophyta, Magnoliopsida, Fabales, Fabaceae.